GAGUCUCAUUAUGACCUCCCUGGGAGAUAACCUGGAUCCAAGUGGAGGGAAGGUGAUAAGGAUAGUAUCUCUUGAUGAGGAAGGUCAUUACUUAUCACUCAGUGAUGGCUCUCAGAUGCAGAUAUUGAAUCAAGAUUUGGGAAUUUCCAGUGACAACUUAACAUCUUCAGAUAGUGUUUUGGCAAUGCAAGGGGUAAAAUAUCUUAAGUGCCUUAAGAUAACAUGCCCACAAACAUUUUAACAUUAAAUAUGUAAUUACAUUUCACAAUAAAUUUAAAAUUAGUUCAGAAAUUUUUUAUCUGAACAUUAAAAUGACUAGCUUUUACCAAUUUAUGUUUGUUUUUUCUUGAAAAUUUUAGAGAUUGUGAAAACUCUGAGACGUAAGAUAUGUUUGACAAUCUCAGAUGCAUAUAUUCCACAAUUAUUGAGGUUUUAAAUGUUUUGUUUUGCUAAAGUCUGAUGCAGUAUCAGUAAGUUCAGGAGCUACCCUUCCUACAUCAAUUCUAUCAUUCCAUGGUGGAACUGGCAUGAUGAUGACUGGAGGGGGUAACACCAUCACCACCAUUGCAAACAAUGGGGGCAGCAACAACAUUUCUGAAAAUGCACACCUGGUAACACUGCAGAGUACUGCUGACAACCCUCAGCCCCACCUAGUAGCAUUACCACAAGGGGCAACUAUCAGCACAGAAGCACUACAGGUAAGUGUUGUCUACCCUGACUUUGCCAUGAAAAUAAAGUAGGUCAUUAGGUUAACACUGUUGAACAAUGUAAUUUAUACUGUAAACUUCAUUUAAAACCGUUUCAAAAUUAAUUUUUGCUAAAUUUGAUAGUGAGAUAUAAAUUUUUCUAAGGAAUGAAGGUGGCGCAGAAGCAGAUGUGUGUGAACCAUUGUUUAAAUUUUUUAAAAGCUAUUAUAAUGUAUUUUCAUUGUUUUAAAAAAUGUGGUUGGAAUGUUAGGGUGUCAGAAAUAUAUAACAUUGCACUGGAUGGGUGUCUUAAUUUUUUGUGGUAACAUGAUUAGAGGUGUGAGUAGCUGCCAAAAUGGUGUGGCUACUUUCGUGUUCAACCUAAUAGCUCUAAUUUUAAGUUUUUGAAUUUCUAUUAAUUUCCAUUGAUACCCACAUUUUUACUACGGUACAUCCUUGAAAUACUUUACCAUACAGAAGUCAGGCCUUCUUGGACCUGAUGGCAGUAUUAAUUCAGAGCUUGGGUUCCAGACCAUCACCAUCAUGCCGUCAGAUUUAAACCAAAGCGGUGACAUGAACUAUGUCUUUAUCAUGGCUCCAACGGAUGGCUCCAAGGAUGGGACUCAGCAGUUGGCUCAAGUCUUAGAUCUGAAGGUGGGAAUGUUGGGUAUUUGUUUGAAAGAAUUUUGUUUGCAACUAAAUAAUAGGGAACAAAAUCUAAAAAGAUACAUUUUAUUAAAAAGUUUCCAUUUUCCCAUUUGUUGUUAUAAUAAAUUAUCAAGGGUAAUGGUGUUUCUGUGUUGAUUAUGACGAUAGCUAUUGCUUUAUUUUAUGCAUGUCAAUUUAAAAUUUGCUUAUUUUAAGAAUUGAAAUAAAGUGAUUUAAACCAUUCAGUAUUCAGACAUCUUCAACUUUUAUUAUUAUUUUAGAAUCAUACAUAGAAUCAUUCUUUUUAGCCUACUAAAAUAUUUCUGUCAAAAAAUAUAAAUAAAUCACAAUUACAUUAUCUUAAAAUUCAGCAUUAGCGUGAAAUUGAUUUAGGGUUUAACCCUUUCUUUUUUUUUUUUCAGCAAGAAAACCAAGAAUACUCAGAAGAAUUAAUGGAGAUCAAUGGAGAGGUGAAACGAGUUUUAAGAGUAGUCCCGAAGAAGUGUUUACCUGCAAACUUUGGGACUCAGCUCAUGUGCGACUAUUGUGACUACACCAGUCCCAAGCGCUACCUACUCACAAGGCAUAUGAAAUCUCACUCUGAUGAGCGGCCUCACAAAUGUAAAGAGUGUGAUAGAGGUUUCAAGACACCUGCAUCAUUGAUGAAUCAUGUAAACACACAUACAGGAAUUAGGCCUCACAAAUGCAAAGUAAGUAGGUACAUGCAUGAAUUAAGGUUCACAAAUCCAAAGUAAGUGGAUAGCAGUAAAUUACAAUUUUUAACUAUUGUAAUGUCUGAAGAAUAAGCCAAAUUACAACUGGCUGGUACAUAUUUUAGGUAUUUUGACUGUUUAUUAAUAUUUUAAACACUACAUUGUACUAUUUCAUUUAAAAUUAUUUUUUAUAAAUAUAUAUUCUUUUAAACGUAAUUUGGUGUCUUGUUAACAUUUAAAAUAUUCUAGCACCAAAUUUUGGGUAGUAGAUGUUGAAAAGAAAUUAUUUAUAAAAAAAAAUCUCUUUGAAAAUCUUAGACUUGUGAGGCAGCAUUUACUACCUCCGGAGAACUGGUGCGCCAUAUUCGAUAUCGUCACACAUUUGAGAAACCACAUCGCUGUCCCAACUGUGAUUAUGCCAGUGUGGAACUCUCUAAACUAAAAAGACACAUGAGAUCACAUACAGGGGAACGGCCAUACAAGGUGAGUUAAGAUUUCUUUAUAAAAAUUAAUGAAAUUUUAAUGAAUUUGUCUGUCUCCUCUAAUCCAUAAAGUGGAAAUUCUUCAGCAUUUCGAAAAAAAUAAACCACUUCCUCUUCUUAUUAAUAUAGUAAUAUUUCAUUCAAAAUAAUUGUUUUGUUUUUUCCUCCAUUCAAAGUGAUAUUGAAAUAAAUUACAAAUGUUACUAAUGUUUUCAGUGCCCUCAUUGCCCUUAUGCCAGCCCUGACACUUACAAACUGAAACGUCACCUUCGAAUCCACACGGGUGAGAAACCCUACGAGUGUGACAUCUGUCACACCCGCUUCACACAAAGCAACAGUCUUAAAGCUCAUAAACUGAUUCAUUCAGGCAACAAACCAGUCUUUCAAUGCAAUCUUUGCCCCACCACUUGUGGCCGCAAGACAGAUCUGAAAAUACACUUCAACAAACUCCACUCGGUCGGAUCACCACUUGAGUGUAAGAAAUGUGGUGAAGUUUUCUCAGAUAGGUGAGUAUUGAAAUUAGUUACAAAUGGAAUUUGGCUUUAUAGGGUAUUAAUUUCAAUGCCUAGUGCAAUCCAUCAUCUUAUGUGAACACUGCUUGUUUAUGUUUUGUUGACCAAUUGGCAUGCCCAGUCUUUUUUGUCUGACUGAUAGAAAUCCAAGUUACCAACCUCUUAUUUUUCAUUUAUAACUUAAUUUAUCACUACACUUUGAACUCUUUAUAUUACCCCCCAAAAAUAUUCCCAGCCUAAUUCAUAAUGGCUGUCAUGAUGAAGUAAAAGCAGUGCAGUAGCAGUUUGUAAAUUUCCACAUACUUGCUUCAGUAUAUUGUCAGCAUAUAUAUGUUAACGGAUUGUGUACCAAUAAAAUUUAUAAGAAUUUAUAAGACUAUUUUUUUGUGGCAUUUAAAAAUCUGAUUCAUAUGUUAAAUUUCAGGUACUCAUACAAGCAACAUGUCCGUGGUCAUGACAUUGACAAGUGCUAUAAAUGUGAAGACUGUGACUUCAUCGCUAACACAGAGCGUAGCUUUGACGCCCAUGCUGCCAUUCACUCAAAUGGCAAGAAGUUUGAAUGCGACACAUGCCACACGUCCUUCAACUUGGAGCAAACUUUGCUCAAACACCAAAAGUUUUGUCAGAUGGGAGAAGACUCUGAGUGUGAAUCCUCAAGAGAUAAAGAGGUAAUUUGAUGGCAUAUCACAUAAUAAAUGGUCAUGUGAGAUCAGUAAUUUGUAAAUGUGAAAAUAAUUCAUGACAAGGUCAAGUAUUUGCACCAGAGACCAGCGCAUGAGCUAUUCAAAUAAAUUAGGUAUUUUAAUUUUUAAAAAGUGUAAUAGAAUACAUUUUAUGCACCUACACACUACAUUUUAUGCACCUACACACUACAUUUUAUGCACCUACACACUACAUUUUAUGCACCUACACACUACAUUUUAUGCACCUACACACUACAUUUUAUGCACCUACCUAAUAAACUGCACCAAACAAAGGAAAUAAAAUAAUUAUGUUUACUUAAUUAAAAUUGAUCCAUGAUUUUAACUUAGUAGACUGAGAUGGACCUCACACAUGUUUCAUAAUUUUUACUUGGUUAUAAUGAUAAAUCUGUGUGUGACAGUGACAUCUCAAGGCACUGAACUAGUCUAGAAAACUCAGUCACAUCCCAAGGCACUAAAAUAGUCUAGAAAACACAGUCACAUCUCAAGGCACUAAAAUAGUCUAGAAAACACAGUCACAUCUCAAGGCACUAAAAUAGUCUAGAAAACUCAGUCACAUCUCAAGGCACUAAAAUAGUCUAGAAAACUCAGUCACAUCUCAAGGCACUGAACUAGUCUAGAAAACUCAGUCACAUCCCAAGGCACUAAAAUAGUCUAGAAAACUCAGUCACAUCCCAAGGCACUAAAAUAGUCUAGAAAACACAGUCACAUCUCAAGGCACUAAAAUAGUCUAGAAAACUCAGUCACAUCCCAAGGCACUAAAAUAGUCUAGAAAACACAGUCACAUCUCAAGGCACUAAAAUAGUCUAGAAAACACAGUCACAUCUCAAGGCACUAAAAUAGUCUAGAAAACUCAGUCACAUCUCAAGGCACUAAAAUAGUCUAGAAAACUCAGUCACAUCUCAAGGCACUGAACUAGUCUAGAAAACUCAGUCACAUCCCAAGGCACUAAAAUAGUCUAGAAAACUCAGUCACAUCCCAAGGCACUAAAAUAGUCUAGAAAACACAGUCACAUCUCAAGGCACUAAAAUAGUCUAGAAAACUCAGUCACAUGUAAAGGCACUAAAAUAGUCUAGCAAACUCAGUCACAUGUCAAGGCACUAAAAUAGUCUAGAAAACUUAGUCACAUCUCAAAGCACUAAAAUUGUCCAGAAAACUAAGUAAAACUCAUAUUUACUAUGCAGAGUGAUGACCAGAGUGUUGAUAAGACUCCAGUAUACAAGAGCACACUAGGGAGACCAUCCCAGCAGAGCAAAGCGGAUGCCCUGCUGAAAGCUGAAAGUAGUCACAGCUCUCUGUCUGGACACUUGGUGGCCGGUGGUCCUCUGACCUCAGACACACUCCACAGGAACCUGCUGCAGGACAUCAAGGCAGGGAAAUUGGGGGAUGUUCCACAGGUGGUCAUUGUCCAUCCAGAUGGGUCAUUUGAAGAGAUCUCAUCAAAGAUUCCAAUGGUAUGUGAAUUUUGGUAUUGCUUUUGUUAUCAUGGGUUUUAAAAAUAUCCAAUUGAGGAAGAAUUCAAUUUAAACAACAGAUUAACGUAAGCAAAAAAUAAAAUAAUUUCCGCCCAUUAAAGUGUGCUUGUGGAUCCCUUAUAUUAUUUAAAUCUUGUAGAGCUUUUGUAGUGCAUAGUUUUCUUGGCAAUUUUAAAAUGUUCUUUGAAUCAUUUUCAAUGAAAAGAUCUCAGACUGCUUUAAACUCACCUUUAUCAUAUAACCUGUGAGUGACAAACCCUUAUGGGUAACCCCUUCCCCCUCCUCCCAAAAGUCAUAUUCAGUUAUGAUUUAACUUCUACACAACAAUACAUUUUCUUGUUUAAUUCAAGGGAGACAAGUUGAACAUAGAGGACAUAUUUUCAGCACUUUCCAAUAAUGAUAAAAUUGUUGGACUUGAUACAGCAGGGGAAAGUAACUCAAGGACAGCGAGCAGUGAUGGAGCCGCAAGCCUGGGUGAUAAAAGGAAGGAUUCUGGAAAGCUUAGUAACUGUGACGAUGAUAACUUAUCAGAUGAAGAUGAUAAUGACGAAAAUGAAAAUGAAGAUGAUCUCGGGGAAACCAUGCAGGUUAGUUUAGCUUCUUUUUAUGGAUUUUUAAUUUUUUAAAAUUUCUGCAGUGCUGUCUAGACUUUUAAGACUUCUUGUUUCAGGGCUGUAGGUAAAGCUAUUUAGUCAACUUGAUUUAGACCAUCCUUUGUAAAAAGUGCAGUAAAUUAUUUGUAGGAGAGACAGGUCGUUGCCUUGGAGACCGUUUUAGAGAACACCUCUAUAACAUAAAUAAACAAGCCAUUUGUCCAGUUUCCUAAAAUUUCAAUAGCACUAACCAUGAUGGAAUUUCAGACAUAGCAGUUACUGGUAUAUUGUACGCAAAUUAUACACCGGAUAGGAUUUAUAUGGAAAAUAAAAUAAUAACAAGAUUGGGUACUUUGACUCCAAAUAGUAUAAACUAAAACCACAAUUUUACGUAGCUGCCAUGUCUUUUUCCUGUUUGGUUUUUAAAUUAUACUUAAACACACUUCCUUUCCGCUCUUCUUAACUUUGUUUUUGUCUGGAUUUGCGCCCACUCUUAUUCUUUUCUAUUUUUUAGGUAGGAUACAUGUAAACAUAUAUUAUGUAAAUUAAUUAAUACUCAUUUACAUUUUUUUUUUUUUUUUUUUUUUUUUUUCUUUUAAAGGCUUUUGCCGAAACUUUUACUUUUUUUUUUUUUUUUUUUUUUUUUUUUUUUUUUUUUUUUUUAAUUUAUUUAUUCUCUUUUUUUUUUUUUUUUUUUUUUUUUUUUUUUACUGAUGAAGGCAUUUGCCGAAACGUUUACAUUUUUAUUUUUUGAAAUCAUCAUUAAAGCUUAACAUACAUUGUUUUAUUUACACAAAUUGUGUCUAAUUAAUUUAGGACUGGAAAGCAAAUAUCGUUAAAGCCUUUAAACAGAUGGGGUAGCUUCAUAAACUAACUAUAAUUAGCAAUAGCACCACCUCACCUCUUCUUGAUUCAUCCUGCCUGUGAUUGCAGUACAGUAAUAAGAUGCUAAUAAAUUAUUGUUGUUGUCUUACAUGCACUGUGUACCAGGGGGCUGGCAUCUUAUGGCCUGCUGAAAAGUUUAAUGUGGCCCUGAAGACCUUCCGGGAAUCAGAUUAAAGUUUUCAUAAAAUGUUCAAAUUGUGAAUGAUAAUCCGUAAAAGCGUUUUAUUAAAAAUAAAUAAUCACAUUGCUGUAAUUUUUCUAACUGUGGUAGCAAUAACAGAAAAUUAAAAAAAUUAUUCUACUGCUUAUUUUCAAACUGAAAUCAGGGAGAAUUUUCAAAGCCCCUCUUUAUUUAUCAUAUUGCCCAGCAAAAUGUAACAAUUUCUGCAAGGAAAGGUUAUCCACUCUAUCUGUUAUACUAAUGUAAUAGUUUGUUUUUAUUUAUACCACAAACCAAGCUCAUCUAAUACUUUGUUGUAACUUCAUUCAUAACAAAUAGAUAAACUUCACAUAAGCUUUAAUGUGUUAACCUAUUUUUGAUUCCUCUACUCCAUAUUGCCAGUGUGAAGCCAGUACACAAGCUGAGCUGGAGUCUGAUACAGACACUGAUUCCAUGGAAGGCGGUCAGAUGGUAGAACCAAUAUCUCCUAAAGAGACCAGGAAUGUAAGUUUCAGUGUUGAAAGGUCAGCAUGCACAUAAUAAGAAAAAGAUUCAGUUUGGAUAAUGGUUUUAUGGAGAGGCAAUCUGUGAAAGUAAGAAUAUUAUAUUUCAAUUUUGAGGUUUCCAGAAGCCCAUUUUAAGCGGGUGAAUGUUGUACGCUAGUAGAAUUGUCUAAAGUCACACUGCUGGAAAUUGCCUAUUAAAUUUGAACUUUUACGUUUAAAGAAUAGUUUUAUUGGCAUUUUUGGGCUCAUAUUUUAUGUAUUUGUUUGAAGAUAUCUGUGGGAUAGUCAGGGUUUGUAUCUUACUUUAUUCCAGGCACUGCCCAAUGGCUCACCAGAUGGGUCUGUGUUAGACCAAUCUGAAAUAUCGGACUCAAACUCAGCUCCUCUCUCAGAGGCUGCCUCAGAAGCUGUGCCGUCUCUUCUCCAUGUCAUCACCACAUCCACCUCCCCAUCAUCACUGCUUACAACCACGUCAGAUCAAAACACUGUCGUCAAUCCACAGUAUGUGGUUGUGAAGGGCUACACCUGCCUCAGCAGUGACGCUGGGGGGCAGCCGACAUUGGUCAAUGUAGCCGUGGACAGGGAUUCUUUGAUGAAAAUGUUUGCCUCUUUGGGUAGCAACCUGGAAGGGGGGAUGCAGCUGCUUGCAGGAGACUUGGACUCCAUGAGCCUGCCCAUGGAAGGUUCUCAAGCUAGUGUCAUAACAAUGACACAGGAACACCUCAAUGAGUUUUCAGGGGUGACCUCCCAUGGUGAUGGAACCGCCAUGGAUCAUCAGCUGGACUCGGACGCUCCAGAAAUUCAAGACACUUCUAAAACAAGUGGGAAUGAGAUAAGUUUUGAUGGCAGAUUAAAAGACGAUGUUUUGAUAUUGAGUGACCACUCAAAAUCAUCUCCACAUCCACUCUCCGAUGAUGCCCUGAGCAUGGGAGAAUCACAACAUAACAUGGACAACAGCCUUCCAAAGCUUCUGCUGUCCACACAUUUUACCUCUCAACCAACGAAAUCAUCAGUUCCAUCUCAGCCUGACUCUGCCAAAGACAGUUCACUCGUUGAAAAAUUCCCUUCAGAACAGAACAUUGACGUGACAAGCACGUUAACCAAUUCCAUCGUCCACAUUGCUUCAUCCGAAUCUUUCUCAUACAGUGUAAAUGAAGAUGCCGGCGACUCAAGCCUGGAGAUAUUUCAGAGUUCUGAGAAGGCACUGGCCACCCAAGAAUCCCCUACUCCCUCCCUGUUGAGCAUCAACACAAAAAGGAAGCCCACCGGCCCAGGGGCUCUGCUCUCACAUUAUAUGAAAGAUAUUAAAUCUGAGAUGAGUGAUGACAAAGAUGAGGAUUCACUGCGCAUGAAUGACUUGAGUGCGGAGGAUGAUAUCAUCAAAAAGAAUAGCUCAUCUUUAGACAAACAGAAAAGGUGAGUGUUAAUGGCGUUAUUGCUUUACUUCAUUUUAAUAACAUUCAAUUGAAAUGAUAAUUUACUCAAAGUUCAAACCUACUCUUAAUGUUAAAUUUCAGAAAAUUAAUUUAUUACUGUAAACGUCGCUGUCUCCAAUGAGAUCAGAAAUAUAUGUGCACAUUGUGUUUGGAUGAAACUAUAUAAGAAUUUACAACUGAGAAUGGCUUGUUGAUUGGUGCACUAAGUAAAAUAAUCCAAAAUAAAGGGUGUGAUACUUCAAAAUUUCUGGAAAAAAACAAAACAAGAAAGACCAAUCUCCAGGGAAGUUUGCAGGUUUUCUCCUAACUGUUACAAGCCAAUCCGUAGUUGGGGAGCUCAUAACCUAUACUGGCUUGUCAGGAUGAAAUAUUAAUGUUUCUUUAUUCAUUAAUGAAGUCAUCAACAACAAACCACAAGUCUUAAAGGUGUUACUGAGUUACAAAAUGAAGCAAAUGUCCUGGAACCAUGUAAUGCUGCUAAAUAAAUACAAAUCAGUUUGCACAGAAUCACAUUCAUUUUUUGUAUGGAUUCUUGCACUGCUCAUCUGGGUGGAUUUUCAGUGUUCAUUAGCACCCUGUCAUCAUCAUUUACAACUAUUGAGAUUUGAACUGUUGAUUUAACUUUGUAGUCUUUAGCAAGGAUGUUAACAUUGAUGUUUUCUUUGGCAAACUCUUCGUCCUUCGCAUGCGAGGAUAUCCAAGACUAUAUGCAAUGUUUACGCAGGUGGCUUGCCAUUCAGCCCUAUUUGUGCCAGGAAAGCUAUCCCACACACAAGGCACAUGUGGUUUUUGGUCCUAGAUGGAUUUGAGCUGAUUCUGCUUUUCCUUUACUGUGUGUUUGCUUUGGGUGUGUGCGGUGCGUUUAUUCUCUGAGAAUUGUGCUCCAUAGCAAGUGUUUCUCACAAAUUAAGGUCUUUAUUCUUUGAGGAUUGUGCUCCAUUAGCAAGUGUUUCUUACAAAUAAAGGUCUUUAUUCUUUGAGGAUUGUGCUCCAUAGCAAGUGUUUCUCACAAAUCAAGGUCGAUGUCAAUGGAUUUGAGUGAAGCUUUUAGAAUUCCAUUAAGCAUUUUUUCAGCCCACCAGCUGAGCGUUUCCCUCUGGAGAGCUUAACAAACAUUAGUUGUUUAGGCAGUCUGCAUUCUCGCAGCAGGCCCUACCCAGCUGGCUUGUCUUUUUUUAGGGGCGUGUGGAUGCUGAUAAAGUCAGCCCGUUGUAGGACUUGAAAAUUUAAAAAUUUGAUUAUUAUUUAAAAUCCUUAGAAAUGUAGGCAAGUUUAAAGCUUUGAAGAAACAAAAUGUACAUUGAUUCCAUCCUCCAGCAUGGCGACCAACAACAUUUAUAAACAAACUUGUCAUGUUUGGUCAAAUUCUUGAAGUGUUUCAGUUUACAAUUUCUAUUCUAUUAAUUCUAUAGUAGUGUAUAUUUCAGCAGAACUAGAAAUAGCCAAUGGAAGGAAUUAUACGCACUGAAUGGAAUACUCAAUCCAUAUUAUAAUGUAUAAUAAUUCCUUCUGUUCACUGCUAUUAUUCUGCUGAAAUAUGAGCACAAACUAAAAAUGAUAACAGUUGUGUUGUGAAUGUAAAAGACCAGUCAAUGAAUUAACCAUUCUGAAUAUCUCCAGGUACAACAGAAAACGUCCCACUGCAGCAGACCCAUCAUUGGUAAUGACAGGCAAACGUGUAAGAAAGGCACUUGUGAAAGUCAGCAUGUAGAUGACCAACUGACUGACAGGCAAACGUGUGAGAAAGGCACUUGUCAAAGUCAGUAUGUGGAUGACGAACUGGUCAAUAAUUCUAGAUGUUUCUGGUCCAGAAUUUGAGAAAUGAGAUAACACUUGAUAGACUCCGUGCAGGUUUAUGUUUGUAAAAAAAACACAAGCAAUUUCUCAUCUUAUUUCUUGAACACAGACCUUGGAAAGAUCACUAUACCGGCCGGUACUAUUGUAAAGUAAAAAAGCUGAGCCACUGUGAAAUUGUUACACUUGUUUCAUUGUAAGUAGAAGAUAUCUUGUUAUUGCAGUUGUCUUAUGGGGACAUCUUAUUUGCUUUUUUUCUUCAGAAUUUCUGUUAUUUAUAGGCAUUUACAUCAUAAAACCACAGUCCUUAAAUGGGGAGCAAUGCUAAAACUACUGACUUCCAAGGCUUUCAACUAACUGAUGGUAAAAUAGGAUGGUCAGAAAUGUGUGCACUAAUUUGGACCAAACUUAAUUCAAGGCAUUAAAAAUAAUUUUAAAAAAUAAAACCAACUCUUUGUUAAUUGUAGCACUUGAACAAACAUGUCUUUCAUGGCUUUGUCAUUUGUGGCAUAGAAAUGUCUAGAAAUUUCAGUAAAGCUUUUGGGUGUCAAGUAUGUGGGACACGGGCAACUUCCCUCCCUUUCUUUUGAGCUCUUUUUCAUUGAAGGAAGCUACAGAGUAACAGAGGAGAAUACAUUGUUUUUCUUUUUCAAAGACACUUGAUAUUAAAAACGAUUGUCUCCCCUUCACUCUCUUUCUC
Molecule: messenger RNA, 11291 nt
Organism: Lymnaea stagnalis (great pond snail)
Lineage: Eukaryota; Metazoa; Mollusca; Gastropoda; Lymnaeidae
Source: the annotation of a GenBank genome assembly